Liolophura sinensis is the source of this 3958-nucleotide messenger RNA. RefSeq lists its product as uncharacterized. The transcript has 12 exons. NCBI's taxonomy places the organism in Eukaryota, Metazoa, Mollusca, Polyplacophora, Chitonida, Chitonidae. Bases 264 to 2957 code for a protein of 897 amino acids. Gene Ontology annotation, biological process: skeletal system development; peptidyl-tyrosine phosphorylation. Gene Ontology annotation, molecular function: non-membrane spanning protein tyrosine kinase activity. The record is from RefSeq and is a predicted model, not a curated record. Gene Ontology annotation, cellular component: extracellular region.
GGAAGGAAGCAGACGAAAAUGCGGUUCUAUGUCACCUUUGUUUUGAAAGUUGUCUUCGAUAGUGACACCAUUCCGUAAUAAAUGGCAGACAGGCAUUUCUUGGUCAAUAGGAAUGACAGGAUAAGGGCACAACUAAGCCAGGAAUUAAUAUGUGUAUGGUCCAAAAAAGAGCUAGUUGUCAAUCCUAGUGCUAAUCUGGUGGCUACAGGAAUGAUUGGGUAACCUUCCCUUUGACAUGCUUGAAGUGUAGUUGACAGAAUGAAAUGAACACGAUGGCAUUCAGAAGAAGAUGUAUAAAGUUAAGCAUCAAACAGCGCUUGAUACUCAUUGGCACUGUGUUCGUGUUUGUUGUGUAUGUGUUGUUCAGCAUUUCUCAGAAAGAGGAUAAGAGCAAGACUAAGUUAGCUAUGCAAGAAGACGAUAUGUCAGACACAUUUCCACAUUAUCCUGACCGGCAAGCUAACAUGCUGGAUCGGGAAAUCGGUCUUCUGGACCCAUACCUGAACGAAGACAUGAGCGAACAGGAGGCAGGAAAUAAUAUGUUCAACCAGAAAAGACAUCACAUCGGCCACUCCUUACUGUCUGAAUCUGCCCUAGUUCAAAUCAAAAGCACUUUGCUUAAGAUGUCUCCGCAUAUGUCAUCACUGAUUCCGGACAUUGAGGAUUUUAUUGUUGACACAUCCGAAAUGCUGCAUGGCUUGGAUGUGAAAAGUCCACUUUCUUGUAGAGACAUAGAUAGCAUACAGGUAGAUCAAGAGAUAGAUACAUCCAGUAAGAAGCUUGUUUACAAAGGACUGCAUCACGAGGUAGAAGUCGCUAUGAAGGUGCCAUGGCGAGACCUCACAACAAAAGCCCGCUGCCUGCAGGAGUUCCACAAUAAUUUUGAUCGGUGCACCGCGGAGAUGAACUUCCAGGUGGUGCGGGAAAUACUCCUGCACAGUGUAUUGCACCACGCGAACAUCGCGAAGUUGCUAGGAUACUGUAUCCGUGGAGACGCAGUGAUGAAUUACAUCGGUGGUAACGGUGUUAUUAUGGUCACAGAAAUGGGAAUGCCCUGUCAUGCGGAGUUCCUCUCCAGAAUGAAGGUCAAGCAAAAAUUACAGAUUAUUCAGUCACUCGCUAACCUCCUCAUCUACCUAGAGUCAUCCCCCUUAGGAAACUUGAGAUUGACUAAGGUGACCUCCAAGGACUUUGUCUGUGUGAAGGACACUGUUAAGCUGGUUGACCUGGAUGAGCUUAGACUGGGGGAAUUGAAGUGUUCUGACAAGAAAGAUUGUUUCUAUGCUGGUUUUGAUAUUGGUAUUCCUUGCGGAUCUGGACAGUGUACAGGAUUCAACGCUAGAUCCAACGUGAAGAAGAUCUAUGAUGUGAUCAUAGGACCACUGUUACGGAGCCUUCCCCGAGAGUUGUCGAAGGAUGUGUCCAAGCUGAUACAGGAUUGUAAAGCCGUGAGAGUGACACCUGAGGGAUUACUCACCACCGUCAAGCGAAUGGCCAACAUCAGGGUUAAAAAUGUAGAAUAUUUGGAUGUCGGAGAUGGAAACAAUGAGAACAGAAGAGAUGAACAAGGGGAGCGACCUGGCCACCACCCAAUGCAGGAGGGAGACGAAGGUGAGAUGCAUGCGAGACCGCGUUACAGACGUGUGGACAUGUCAAACUUCCCGAACAUGUUUGACUUCCUGUGUACGAAGUCUCGUGUCACCUGGGGGUGUGUCUAUGAUGCUGUGGGGCUGGAUGAUGCUAAGAGAAAGUGUGAUGCUUUACCUCAGUGCAAGUCCUUUGUUGCCUUCUCAAAGUUCCCAGAAGUCAACAGGCUGUUUACAAUUGUGCUCAAGAGUGGCGUGCAUUCAGAACCAGUGGUUCAGGAUGGUGUGACACUGUUCAUCAAAGAGACCUCAUCGCCAGGUGAUGGACAGAAGCUCAGUGAAAAUGACAUAAUGCACAUAAGGAAGGGGCCUAUUCCAGAGGAUGUUGUGGAGGAGGAGGAGGUGGCGGUGAAAGAACAGAUGCAGGCGGAGCACAAACAGUGUAGCCAGGCAUUGUUCAGAGAGCAGAAAAAGUCACGGCGGUCAGCUGAGAAACGACUGAUGACUCAUUUGGGAAUGAAAGGUGUGGAUGAGAAGACCUGGCUGAGCGAGGUGAAAGGUAGUGAGAUAUCUGGCUCCUACCCACUACUGGAUACGGACAGUCAGUUCAUGGUGACCUUUGACACUGACCGGGUGGACGGAGUGGACAGUGCCAUGGUCAUGACACAGACUGGACCCGACCAGCACUAUCUUGCUCAGGCCCUCGCUUUCUACAUUGACAGACUUCUAGGGCUUUACCACGUACCUCCCACCACCCUGGUUCAGCUUCCCACAAGGUCUCUGACCACAGCCUGGGUAGAACCCUGGUUCAAACCAUACAAGGCACACAUUAGUAAUGGAUAUCUGUCAGCUCUAAUGACUGUCCCCAAGCCAAAGACCAUCACCCCACAGGAGGUCAUUCUGCCUCGCCCCGAGAGCUACGUGCGACAAAUCACCUCUCUCAGCAAGAAACAGCGUAUACAGCUAGAGUACUUCAUAGUGAUGUGGCUCACACGCAUGCCCCACCCUAAGCUAGGGCAUGUCGGUUAUAAGGGUCACCUGGUUCACUUUGAGACCAGCCAGGGUUUCCUAAACCUAUCCAUGAGCUGGAUCCUCAACUACUUUUACAACUGUCAAUUCCCACGCUCUGUCGCUCAACUCCUAGGAUGCUUCAGGUGUGUUGAGGGCACCCGCAAGGUCAACCGCAUCUGUACCUUCGGACAAGAGGUAUUAGGCCUUUUGUGGCCCGGUGACUUGUCUUCUGUAAAAGCCAAGGUUGCGAACAAGACGGCACAGGAACUGGAAACCAUCAUAAACAAUUCUGCCUCGCGUCUUCUGGCCAUCAUGGACAAGUGCGCCCGGCUCUUCUCCAAGGAUGAAGUGCUCUAUUAGACAUCUAGACCUGUCUUAUUCUCGUUAAACACCCCUGUAUUGCUGACAAGAAGCAGGUGUGUUUUACAGUGAUAAAUAACAUCAAACCCUCAAGGAAUAUAUUCUUUCAGCAAAAAGUGAAGAAAAAUUAUACAUACAUGAAGGGAACACUCCCAAAUAGAGCCAUUUUAUUGAAAACUUCUCUAGUAGCUGAUAAAAGGACUACUGUGAAAAGCUUCUGCAUCUGUUGCAGCUGGAGGUUUGACAACAAAGCCUUUAAAAAUAUCGCUGAUAGGGACGCCACAGGAUGUGGCUGGAAUUUGAGGCUACCUGCGUGACUGAGGUAUUGUUAUUUUCUGGGCAGUCUGUGUGUGUGUGUGUGUUAUACAUCUCUGCUUUAAGACUUCAAGGUGUGAAGCCUUCUGAAGAUUUUUAAAAAUAUUUUUAUACUGGAGUUGAUCAGUCUCCUUGAGUUUUAAUCACCAAAGAUAUCUAUUUAUAUGAAUUAUUAGGAAUGCUUUUGGGUUGGUGAAGUUACAAGAAGAAACCAGGCGUACAAUAUGCGUUAUGACUACAUCUGCUUUGCCAAAUACAGUGUUGUUGUGGAUUAUAUUUUAGGUGCGGUGAUACUUGUCACUUGGGCACUAUGAACUGUUAUCUGCUGCUUGUUUUUGAUAAUCACAAUUCGGUGUUUAUUUUUACCCGUGUAGAGAAAUGUUGCAUUGUUCGCAUGCACGUGCAAUUUUCAGCUCAUUUUUGAAUCCGUAACAUUUAAGGAGUUUCAAUGGUAUUUGUUCUCAUAAGUCACUACAAAAUGGUCUGGCCUAGCUUUAUGGUGCGUUGACUGUAGGCCUUGCUUUAUUGGUUGUUACGUUACCAUGUGUAAAUGUUAGUCAGUUUUUUUGAGUUACUAUUGACACUUUUAAACGUUUCUCCCUGUUAGCACGCUCUGAGUACACCAUAUGUCUGCACACAUUGUAAACUAUGCAAUAUUCUUGUAGCUCUCUACAGUAGAGGAGUUU